UCGAUAUUCUUGUCAGGAUUGGCGAGUCUUCUCUCAAAUUUUUCCACACUCCCUCCUUAUACAACGGCCAUCGGUUUACUCUACCCAUUCGAAGAUCAUUCAUUCAGGUACCUAAAAAAAAUGGCAGCCACCAAGAUAAGCCUGAAGCUGUUGAUAGACAAGAAGAGAAACAGAGUGCUGUUUGCUGAAGUAGACAAGGACUUCGUUGAUUUCCUCUUGCAAGUCUUCUCUCUGCCGAUCAUAACUGUCGCGGGCAUCCUAAAAACUGAAGACACAGCAGGCUGCUUGCAAAGCUUGUACGUGAGCAUCGAAAACCUGAGCGAUACUUUCAUCCAGCGAGGAGUAAGCAAAGACUUGGUGAUGAAGCUCAAACUAGUAAUGUCUGCAUUGUCUGGUGCUAUAGACUGCAUGCAUCCUUGGGGUGGCAUGAUAUAGGCAAGACACGUCAAGCGGGAGGGAUGAGCAAGAGGGCUGAGCGGUGGCUGUAGAAGGACUCUUGAACAUUACUUGUGUCGAUGAAACAUUAAGGGUAGUAAUAAGAAAGAUCAUGGAGCCAAUGGUUGAUUCUCUGCAUGCAUGCUUGAAGGUGUGCAGCCCAGUGUUUUAA
Juglans regia (Persian walnut) is the source of this 607-nucleotide messenger RNA. RefSeq lists its product as uncharacterized. Lineage: Eukaryota; Viridiplantae; Streptophyta; Magnoliopsida; Fagales; Juglandaceae. The coding region runs from base 121 to 435 and encodes 104 amino acids. The transcript has 2 exons. The record is from RefSeq and is a predicted model, not a curated record.